GGGGCAAGUGUACGUCAGGUCUCGAGCGCCAAGGAGGGCUGCGGACAUCCCGGCAGCUGAGAGGGUACCUGGGCCGCUUCCGUGCUGUCUGUCUAAGAUGGAGUUCCUCCUAGGGAACCCGUUCAGCACACCAGUGGGGCAGUGCCUCGAAAAGGCCACAGAUGGCUCCUUGCAGAGUGAGGACUGGACGCUGAACAUGGAGAUCUGUGACAUCAUCAAUGAGACAGAUGAAGGGCCAAAGGAUGCCAUUCGAGCCCUGAAGAAGCGGCUCAACGGAAACAGGAACUACAAAGAAGUGAUGCUGGCAUUAACAGUGCUGGAGACAUGUGUGAAGAACUGUGGCCACCGCUUCCAUGUCCUUGUGGCCAACCGAGAUUUCAUUGACAGUGUUCUGGUCAAAAUCAUCUCUCCCAAGAACAACCCUCCUACCAUUGUACAGGACAAGGUGCUCGCUUUGAUCCAGGCAUGGGCAGAUGCCUUUCGAAGCAGUCCUGACCUCACCGGCGUCGUGCAUAUAUAUGAGGAGCUGAAGAGGAAAGGGGUUGAGUUUCCUAUGGCAGAUUUGGAUGCUCUGUCUCCCAUACACACACCACAGCGGAGUGUCCCUGAAGUGGAUCCAGCUGCCACCAGGCCCAGGUCCCAGCUGCAGCAGAGGACGAGUUCCAGCUCCUACUCCUCGCCUCCUCCUGCUCCCUACUCUGCUCCGCAGGCCCCGGCGCUGAGUGUGACCAGCCCCAUCACAGCCAACUCAGAGCAGAUCGCCAGGCUGCGCAGUGAACUGGACAUUGUCCGUGGAAACACGAAAGUUAUGUCUGAGAUGCUAACAGAAAUGGUGCCUGGGCAGGAAGACUCGUCCGAUCUGGAGUUGCUCCAGGAGCUGAACAGGACCUGCCGGGCCAUGCAGCAGCGCAUCGUGGAGCUCAUCUCCCGCGUGUCCAACGAGGAGGUCACUGAGGAGCUGCUGCACGUCAACGACGACCUCAACAACGUCUUCCUCAGAUAUGAGAGGUUCGAGCGAUACAGGUCUGGCCGAUUGGUUCCAAAUGCCAGCAAUGGAGUGCUGAACGAAGUGACCGAAGACAACCUGAUAGAUCUGGGGCCAGGGUCUCCAGCCGUGGUGAGCCCAAUGGUGGGGAGCACGGCACCCCCAUCUUCCCUCUCAUCCCAGCUUGCUGGCUUGGACUUGGGGACCGAGAGCGUCAGUGGCACCCUCAGUUCACUCCAGCAGUGUCACCCUCAUGAUGGCUUUGACAUGUUUGCCCAAACAAGAGGGAACUCCUUGGCCGAACAACGCAAGACGGUUACCUACGAGGAUCCCCAGGCUGUUGGAGGACUUGCCUCUGCCCUAGACAGUCGGAAACAGAUCUCCGAAGUGAAGAGAAUUAAAGGUGGGGACUCUGACCUGGAGCCAAUAGACAGCUGGCUCAUUACCCAAGGAAUGAUCCCCGUUGCGCAGCCCUCUGUCAUGGACGACAUUGAGGUGUGGCUCAGGACGGACCUGAAAGGCGAUGACCUGGAAGAGGGCGUCACCAGUGAAGAGUUUGAUAAAUUCCUUGAAGAGAGAGCCAAAGCUGCUGAAAUGGUUCCCAACCUCCCCUCACCCCCUGUGGAGGCCCCAGCCCCGGCCUCCAACGCCCCCGGCCGAAAGAAGUCUGAGCGAUCAGAGGACGCCCUCUUCGCCCUGUGAGCUGGUCUGCGGUUUGGCUCGGCAGAUGGCAGGUCCCUCUUGUCUCUAGCCACUGGCACCUCCUCCUGUCCCCAGCCCCCACAAGGCCCUAUGGCCCUGCACUGCUGUCUCCAUGGAAAUGCCGCUGUAUUUGCUUCCAGGCCUCCCACUGGUCAGGACAGCUUUAGCCACCUUUUCUCUAGGUGGUAGGUGGUGGGACAGUAUCGCUGUGGCUGGGGGGGCCCCUCCCACCCACAGGCCCCCUCUGCUCAUGGUCCCUUCCAGGAGAAUCAGGCAGUAGGGCCCAGCCUCAGGCAAGGUCACCUGCCCACAGAGAAGGGGGUCAGACCCUGGCCUCUUCCUCCAUAUGCCCCUGCCCCUUCCCUGGCUCAAGGUCUCAGGCUGGCCUGCUCUCCCUGCCCCUCUGUUUCAGAAAGGGCUUGUCUGCACCUGCAGGCUCCAUCUCCCUUCUGGGCAUGUGUCACCAGGUGACACGUGGUAUGCUUUGCACUUUAGAAGGCUCUGUGGGGUGCCUCUGCAUGACGGCUCUCCUCUUGAACCUCUCUUUGGGACUCAGUAGCUGAGCCUGGGACCAGUGGCCCCUGUGGCCCCGCACAUUGCUGGCGUCGGGGGAGGGCAGGCCUGCCGAUUAGCGAACACUACCGAAAACCAAACUGCCCACACUACAUGCUCCCGCCCUCCACUGCCAUCUGUGGAGGGCUGCCCAGGAGGCCUUGCUCUGUGAGUUUGUGAGCAUGCUGUGCAGGGGGCUUCAGCCUGGUCCGUGGCAGCCUCCGAGCCACUGCCUGUGGGGCCCAACCGCAGACAACUUUGUGCCAUGCUUGGAUCCAAAGCAAAACUAAGGUCCCUGUUCUCCUUGGCAUGGGCCUGGGACUUCUCCACAGGCUGUUCUGGCAUCCUGACCUCCUCCCACCCCAGGUACCCCAAGGCCGCAGAUUUAUAUUCUCUCUCCAAGCCAACCGAGACGGCUGACAGCCUGGGUUCGCCAGGGCCCGUGACACCUGCUCCCAUCCUGAGCCCUGGCUGCCAUGUCUCUGGCUGUAGGCGAGGUGCUCUGGGCUCAGCCCAAGCCAGCUUCCGCCUGACUCCUCCCUGUGCUGCUGCUGCUGCUGCUGCUGCUGCUGCCGCCGCCGCCCCAAAACAAACAGGCUGUGCAGCAGCUCUGCACCAUCCCGUGGUCUCUGGGACCCAGGCUGGUGCUCCGGCCUGCACUGCCCAGGUGUCAGGGGCAGGCCGGGCCAGGCUGCACGUGCUCCCGCUCCACCACAAGGUCAGCCUUUCCCGCCUAGUGGCCAUGCGGGAGGAGGAGCUAGGCUAAUGCAGGUGAGUGCUGCGGGCUCUGGAGAGGAGGUCAGCCAGCCAAGGGCCGAGACCACCAUGCUGAACCCCCGUGGGAGCAGUUCUGGUGGCAGCAAGGUGCUGCGCGCCCCAGAGCCCCAGGCCCAGCCUAGCACCAUGGCAGCUUCCUCCUGAAAGGAGGCUUUGGGAUCCGGCUGGGGGUCCAUCUGGCAGGACCAGCUAGAGACGUCACGCUGCAGGUCCUCAGAGGAUACCCAGGGAGCAGCCGGGAGCUCUGCCAGCCAUCCACUCUCCCUCGCCCUGGCCCUGGCCAGCCCACACCUCUCCUCACGUUCCCUGAGGACAGAGGCCCUGAGGCCAGUCUGGGCAUUAACAUGUCUGAAGUCCGAAGGCUUGACCUGAGCUUCAGAGAAGGUGGCUGGGGUGGCAGUCAUACCCAGCAACCCCAGGGAGCAUCCCCAGCCUUUUCUUGCUGAUGGUCAGGGCUCACCUUUUCCAGUGUGCCAGCCCGUUGCUGUGGGCAGCCGGGCAUCAGGUGGGCAGUCCUGCAGGAGCCGCAGCCCCACGGCAGCCAUCCAGUGUGCUGCAACAGAAGAGCCAGCCUCCACCUCUUGUGGGAGAGGAAGUCUUCACAGACCAGAGUCUGAGGGGAGAGCAGGCUCCUGGCACCAAUUGCAGCCGAAGCCUGCUUCUGCCUUGGGAGACCCCAGCACAGCUGCUUCUAAUGCAUACCCGCUAUCCAGAGCUGCCCCCAGCUCCGCUGGGUAGCAGGGCUUGGUGGACUCCUGCGGGCUGGCAAGAAGGCAUUGCUCCAUACACAGUAGUGUCACCUGCCUUCCCAGCCUGGAGCCACCCCUCCUGCUUACAUGUCACCUCCAGAGGCAGUCUGCCCCUACACUGAAGCAGGUGAUGCAUGCUUGAGGCCUGCACAGGAAGCACGGAUAGGCCCAGGUGCCAGCGAGGGAGAGGGUGCCACUCAGCCCUUCCUGUCCUGAGGCCAUAGGCUCCCUGGACUAAGUCCCCUCCAUAUUCCAUCUGGGAGCAGAGCCCCCUAGGAGAGUGGGGCCCUCCCAAGCUACCAGCCUCUCCACAAGUGUUAGAAAUCACAGAUAAAGUGUGUACUUAAUGACACUAAGUUAUUUCUGCAAUUCCUUAUAAGCACUAAUUAUACCUGAUUAUAGGUUAAAGUAUUUAUUUUGUCAAAAUAUUUUGUUGGGGACAUGUUUAACCUUUUGUGUGUUCAUUGUGUGCUGAGAUGUGGAACCUAACCAUUUCCCCCGCCGGCCUUUCUGGAGGUGGGCUGAAGGGACGGCGUGAGGUGCAGCCUGACCCAGGGCCCUGGUGGGCCUUUGGCCAGAGUGUCCCUGCCCAGGAUCCCAGGCACCCAGCAGGGACAUCAGCUGUCAUCGGCAUGCAUAGGGUGAGGGGGUUUGGAGCUAAGAGGGCUUGUUGCUGGACUGGGCUGGGGAGAGGGAGGGGAGUGGUCGUCUUGCCUGCCCUCCUGUCAUCAGCCUCACAGUUAUGAGCCCGCAGUAUGAGUGGCCGUGCUGCCUGCUCUGGCUUAUAACCCUUCCCUUGCUUACUGGGGUCCAUAGCAAGAGGUCCUAGGAGGUGUGGGACCUGUACUGUCACUCAGCCCCUCAACUGGAAGAGUGGCAGCGAGGUCUCUUGUGGCCACUGGAGAGCUGCAGACACUGACUUCUCUGGGGUCACUGGGGCAGAUGCCGCCUGCUGCCCCCAUUCUUGCUCCUCCUCUUCCUGCCUCCACUUCCCUAGUUCACCUCUCCAGACAGUGCUAACUCAGUCCAGCCCAGCGUGAAGGGGGGAGGUUCCAGGGAGCUGAGGGCCAGCCAGAGAAAGGUGCCCCAAAGAGCACUGGGCUGGCAGCCUGACCUCAUGCAGCCUACUGUCUGUCCCCUGUGAGGACCAGGGCUCCUCUUCCCUGUUCACCCACAGAGGGAACAGCCAGCUUCAUCAUCCAUGGCUAAGGGUAUGUGUACCCGGAAGAUGCCCCCGUGGUACCCUACUCUCCCAGUGCCUUGCCUGCCUGUGGGGCCCAAGCCAGUCUUCCCCUGUAGCACCGCCCACCCACCCCGACAACUGUCAGCCCCGGGGUCACACUGCGUCUUUCCUGGAAAACCUCCAGGCUCUCCUGGGAAAAGGAGGAUAGAUGUUUAUUUCCUAAAGUUUGCAAUUCAUUUGUGAGGGUUCUCAGGAUUGUUGGGGACUGUUGAGGAAAGGAAUGCGUUGAAUCUGUUGUUCACUCAUCCCCGAGGUCUGGUGUUUCAUCACUGUCGUGUGUUUCUGCAGGCAGAGCCAGCUCUGGAGGGCAGGUCAGUGCACCUGAGGCUCAGCACAACACCAGAGCACCCGCCCACCCUCUGGCUCUCCUUCCAGAUAGUGUCUCUUGAGUUUGGGUUCUUGCAUGUAAAGUGUUCCACAAUAAACAAACAAACAGCUGGUUCCUCUGUGA
Messenger RNA from Phyllostomus discolor (pale spear-nosed bat), 5459 nucleotides. RefSeq names its product target of myb1 like 2 membrane trafficking protein (gene TOM1L2). Gene Ontology annotation, biological process: signal transduction. Bases 98 to 1687 code for a protein of 529 amino acids. Gene Ontology annotation, molecular function: clathrin binding; phosphatidylinositol binding; ubiquitin binding. The record is from RefSeq and is a predicted model, not a curated record. NCBI's taxonomy places the organism in Eukaryota, Metazoa, Chordata, Mammalia, Chiroptera, Phyllostomidae. The transcript has 16 exons. Gene Ontology annotation, cellular component: membrane; endosome.